This is a messenger RNA of Monomorium pharaonis (pharaoh ant), 1465 nucleotides long. Its product is annotated as metaxin-2. The record is from RefSeq and is a predicted model, not a curated record. Gene Ontology annotation, cellular component: SAM complex. The transcript is spliced from 4 exons. Gene Ontology annotation, biological process: mitochondrion organization. NCBI's taxonomy places the organism in Eukaryota, Metazoa, Arthropoda, Insecta, Hymenoptera, Formicidae. The coding region runs from base 142 to 966 and encodes 274 amino acids.
UUGCUUUUUGCUGCUCGCUCGUGGCGCUUUCACGCGAACGAUCAGACGCGAAUCUGCGCGAAUCUUGAGUGAUCUUGAGGCUGAACGAGACGAGCAAGAGGCAGCGUCAAGCGUCGUCGUACGGUCACGAUUGUCGUAGACAUGCCACACGUACUGCUAGGCGAUUCAAUCGCCGUGGAACUAGAAGCUCAGGAGCCAUGGCCGCAACCGAUCACUUUGUACCAGCCGUACGAAGUGGAGCAGAUUCUGCUUCCUGACAACGCGAACUGCCUGGCAGUGCAGGCCUUCCUCAAGAUGUGCCAGCUGGACUUUCAGAUAGAGCCGAGGAAGAACGCGGAGUUCAUGUCACCGUCGGGUCGCGUGCCCUUCAUCAAGUGCGGCACGAAAUUGAUAUCCGAAUUUGAUGGCAUAGUGGCGCACAUAGGAAGCAAGGGAAUAAGUCUGUCCGAUCAUUUGGACUCUGAUGGCAAGGUGGACAUGAGGGCGUAUCAGUCUCUCAUUAACAAUGUAUUUGUCAAUGCCGAACUGUACAUCUGCUGGGUUGAUCCAGCAAUUUUGAACGGGGUCACAAAGCAGAGGCAUGGAAGCGUGUACCCUUGGCCGCUCAAUCAUUACUUGAACUGGCAGAAAAGACGAGAAGUCAUAAAAAAGCUCAGCGUCCUUGGCUGGUACAACAAGAGCUUGGACGAAGUGUUUGACGAUGUAAAAAAGUGUUGCAUAGCGUUAUCCGAGAGACUAGCGGACGAGGAAUUUUUCUUUGGUAAAGACAAACCCAACGAGUUGGACGCCUUGGUCUUUGGUCAUAUAUUCACGAUAAUCACGACGCCGCUGCUCGACAAUAAACUAGCCAGGAUCGUACAGGGCCAUCCAAAGCUCGUGAACCUCUGUAAACGCAUCGAGCUUAGCUUUUUUUCUCCUCAAGCUAUAGACAGUCAGACUAAUGAAACGCUGGAGUUCAAGAAUUAAGCCAAUGAUCCACCCGUACCGAGGAUAUCGAAUUAAAAGAAAAACUGCGAUCUUUAUCAAAACUAAACUAUUCAUGAUAUCCCACAAUACCGGGCAAUAAAAAUGUCAAAACACAUUAAAGCACGGUUUCGAAAGCUAUUGAUUAGGUACAAAAUCCAACGUUUUUAUAAAAUGUACUGCCAAUUGUUAUAUCAAUGUUCCUGGUAAUAUUUAUCAUUGUUCUUAUAUAUUUAUAAUUAUUUUAUUGAUGUGUAAUUUAAAUAGUGUAAUGUAUAUUGUUAAGCGCGCUGUUAGAUUAAAGUAUAGUUAUUAAUGUUGUACAGUAGAUCAGGGAAAAACGAUUUUCUAGUCAAUAUACAUUAUUCUCUCCGUUUUUUAUGUUUGCUGCAAACAGAUUUGAGAGAGGUAACUUUUCAAUGUACAUAUAUCGUGUAUAUGUAUAUAUGUGUAUGUGUGUAAUGAUCAUGUAAAAUUUGAAUACAAUUUUUUUCUGAGUUUA